Molecule: messenger RNA, 1365 nt
Organism: Apodemus sylvaticus (European woodmouse)
Lineage: Eukaryota; Metazoa; Chordata; Mammalia; Rodentia; Muridae
Gene: Nt5m
Product: 5',3'-nucleotidase, mitochondrial
Exons: 5
Coding region: 7-669 (220 amino acids)
Biological process (GO): pyrimidine deoxyribonucleotide catabolic process
Molecular function (GO): 5'-nucleotidase activity
Source: RefSeq, a predicted model, not a curated record
GGGGCGAUGCACAGGCUGCGCGGCUGCUGCACGCGUCCCCGUGGGGCCCCACUACGGGCCGAGCGGAGCCGGGCGAGCGGCCGCGCCCUGCGGGUGCUGGUGGACAUGGACGGCGUGCUGGCGGACUUUGAGGGCGGCUUCCUCCGGAAGUUCCGCGCGCGCUUCCCCGACCUGCCCUUCGUGGCGCUGGAGGACCGGCGCGGCUUCUGGGUGUCGGAGCAGUACGGACGUCUGCAGCCCGGGCUGAGCGAGAAGGCCAUCAGCAUCUGGGAGUCAAAGGACUUCUUCUUUGAACUUGAGCCUCUUCCGGGAGCUGUGGAAGCUGUGAAGCAGAUGGCCAAUCUGCAGAACACCGAUGUCUUCAUCUGUACAAGUCCCAUCAAGAUGUUCAAGUACUGUCCCUAUGAGAAGUAUGCCUGGGUAGAGAAGCACUUUGGCCCUGACUUUCUGGAGCAAAUUGUGUUGACCAGAGACAAGACUGUGGUCUCUGCCGACCUUCUCAUAGAUGACCGGCCGGACAUCACAGGAGCUGAGCCACACCCCACCUGGGAGCACAUCCUCUUUACCUCCUGCCACAACCACCACCUGCAGCUACAGCCCCCUCGCCGCAGGCUGCACUCGUGGGCAGACGACUGGAAGGCCAUCUUGGACAGCAAGCGGCACCGCUGAGGGCUGUGCUGUGGCACUCUCGUCUAGCCUGGGGCUCGCAGCUUGUGACUGGACAGCAACAGCCCGCUGAGGGUUGUGCUGCAGUUCCCUGGUACUUCCUGGAGGAUGCCCUUGAACACUUUGGUCAAAACAACUUCUGACACACACCCCUUCUUCCCCUAGCACAACAAGGCCUUAACCUGAUGUUGGGACGGGGCUCGAACACAUGUGUGCCCAGACAGGUUGGUCUGACUUCAGGCAGAGGCCCCACGCCACUGCCUCUCACUGCGUACAGUAGGGGUGUUGUCUCACUGCAUACAGUAGGGGUGUUGUCUCACUGCGUACAGUAGGGGUGUUGUCUCACUGCGUACAGUAGGGGUGUUGUCUCACUGCAUACAGUAGGGGUGUUGUCUGAGACAUGAGAGCACCCUGGUCCAGGAUCUGCUAGGUGAGGAGUCCCAGGGACAGAUGACAGAGGUCCCCCUGGCAGGCAUGUGCCCCUCUAGCUCUGCUGUAGAAUCCUGUCCAAUUCACCCACUUAGUCUUUCUGUCUUUCCGUGGCCACCAGGCUCUUUUGGAGGCUAGCAGUGACCCUGCCUAUGGCCAGUGCUGCGGUCUCUUGCUCUGGUGUCCCUAGAUCCCAUUAAGGGCCCAGAAAGGAAUCAGCAGGCUCAAAUAUUUGUUGACAACAUGAGAAAUAAAUGCUUCUCACACAUA